Racocetra persica is the source of this 527-nucleotide messenger RNA. Lineage: Eukaryota; Fungi; Glomeromycota; Glomeromycetes; Diversisporales; Gigasporaceae. The record is from the annotation of a GenBank genome assembly.
UGGUCAUGUUAAAUACGCUAGUGAUGGUACUAGUCUAUCAACUAAUGGCCCGAUUGAGCCAUCUAUAAGUAAAAAAAUUUUAAAGGAAUCGCGUUCAGAUGAAAAACUUAAAAAAGAAAAACGAAAAACGAUGGGUGGUGUUUCUAUCGAUAUAAAAGCUAGUGCAAUGGCACAAUUGGAAAAAUUUGUUUCAUCUGAACGUUUACGAAAGUCAAAACCUGUUAAUGAUUCUGUAUCCGAUGAUGAUUAUAAUACUGUUCGUGGUCGAACUCCCUCUCCCCUACUUCCGACUGUUCGUAAAACAAAAACCAUGCCUAUAACUCCUCCUCCUUCAAUUCUAAAUUCGAGGUUACCUCCACCGGUUCCUAAUCGUAGUGUUAGUUAUAAUUCUUCUACUUCAAAAAACUUUACAAAAAAAUCUGAUCAUGAUAAUAAUUCGUCUAUCACUUCUGAGGCAAGAAUUCGACGAUUAACUGUUAAUGGUUCUACUAAUUCUUCGAGUAUGUCUCCUCCAAAGUCAGCCAAUA